Frankliniella occidentalis (western flower thrips) is the source of this 1963-nucleotide messenger RNA. RefSeq lists its product as uncharacterized. The transcript has a single exon. Lineage: Eukaryota; Metazoa; Arthropoda; Insecta; Thysanoptera; Thripidae. The coding region runs from base 14 to 1669 and encodes 551 amino acids. The record is from RefSeq and is a predicted model, not a curated record.
CGACUUCAACACCAUGAAGCGAGCGCCCGGCGGCGCCAUGGGCUUUCAUGGCGACACCUUCAAUAACGGCUUCGGCGACUUCAACACCAUGAAGCGCGUGCCCGAGUCCACCGGACUCGGCGGCGACUUCGGAGGGUUCAAGACGGUAAAGCGACAGCCUGGCGGCAAAGCCGGAUUCCACGGGGACACUUUCGACGGAGGCUUCGGCAACUUCAACACCAUGAAGAGGAGGUUGCUCUCCGCACGGGGCUACCCUUAUGAAUCGAAUCAGGACUUCAGUUCCAUGAAGAGGCGGACCGAGGGUUUCCACGGCGACCUCUUUGACAACAGCUUCGGCAACUUCAACACAAUGAAGAAGAGGGGCGGUGGGUCGGGGCUGCACUCCGAUACCUUCUCGAACGGUUUCGGCGACUUCAGCACGAUGAAGCGCUCUCCUGCUGCGGCUGGGCUUGAGGGCGACACCUUUAGCGGGGGGUUUGGUGACUUCGUGACCAUGAGGAAACGGAAACCGGGGGGAUCUCUAGGCUUCCACGGAGAUACAUUCACCAAUGGAUUCGGAGACUUCAACACGAUGAAGAGAGCCCCAGGUGGCGCAAUGGGCUUUCACGGCGACACUUUCAAUAAUGGGUUUGGUGAUUUUAACACCAUGAAAAGAGCACCUGGGGGCGCCAUGGGUUUCCAUGGUGACACGUUCACGAACGGUUUCGGCGACUUUAACACGAUGAAGCGUGCGCCAGGUGGUGCUAUGGGUUUUCAUGGUGACACUUUCAACAAUGGCUUCGGUGACUUCAACACCAUGAAAAGAGCACCUGGGGGUGCCAUGGGUUUCCAUGGUGACACGUUCACGAACGGUUUCGGCGACUUUAACACGAUGAAGCGUGCCCCAGGCGGUGCUAUGGGUUUCCAUGGUGACACUUUCAAUAAUGGUUUCGGUGACUUCAACACGAUGAAGAGAGCGCCGGGUGGCGCUAUGGGCUUUCACGGUGACACUUUCAAUAAUGGAUUUGGUGACUUCAAUACAAUGAAGAGAGCACCAGGUGGCGCUAUGGGUUUCCACGGUGACACCUUCACCGGCGGCUUCGGUGACUUCAACACUAUGAAGCGGAAGCGAAGUCCCGGAGAGUCCUUUCACGGAGACACCUUCACGGACGGCUUCGGCAACUUCGGCACCAUGAAGCGGAAGUCGGGUGGAGCAGCGGGGCUGCACGGUGACACCUUCGGCGGCGACUUCGGCGACUUCGGCACGAUGAAGCGCAACACCGACGGCGCCAAGUUCCACGACGACGCUUUCAACAGUGGCUUCGGGGACUUCAGCCCGAUGAAGCGCAACCUGGCACCCCAGCAGGGCGGAGGCGCCGGCGGCGGCCGCAGCUCGGAUGGCCCGCACAGCGACAUGUUCAGCUCGGGCUUCGGGGACUUCAACACCAUGAAACGCGACAACGAUAGCCGGCCCGACCUGCCGCCCGUGCGCACCGUCAAGGUGAAGCGCUCCAACAUCGCCGAGAUCCUGGUGCCCGGCUACCACGUGCAGGGCGAGAAGCCGGCCGCGCACCAGGACGAGGGCAACACCAAGAAGAGGAGGAACGCGUCCACGGACAUCAGCGGCGACACCCUUAACAGCCCCUUCGGCGACUUCAACACGAUGCGGAGGAGACGGAGGCAGGCGUAAAGGGCGCAACGACGGGGACGUGCUGGAGGCCACGUGUCUGCCGCGUUCCUGGCCGCGGGGCAGCAGCGCGACAGACGCGUAGAGAUUGGCGUUUAGCGUUACCUGGAGGCGGACACCCCGGGACAAUGCGGACCGCGAGAGCCGCCGCUGCACGAGUCCGGGACUGGGUUCGAGUCUCUGCAGAGGCGAGAUACUAUGUUUCUUUCCGCUUGAGUUUUCGCGGUCCGCACUACCCACAGUGAAAGAUAUGUUACCUUUCUUAUUGUAAAGUAAGAUUAAUUAAUUGAAUAUUAU